CCAGGCAGGACGCCGGCUCACUGUUACACAAGCAGCUGAGUUACGCACCAAAUCACACCGAGCGCUGGUGACACCGCUGAGGAAAAAACAAUAACGAUGGGGGUGACAAUUAAAGUCGAAUACUGUGGAGCAUGAGGAUACGAACCCCGCUAUCAGGAGCUCGCCCGGGUUGUUAAGGGUGAGUUUCCCGAUGCGGCUGUGUCAGGCUUCGUGGGAAGAAAAAGCAGCUUUGAGAUCGAAAUCAAUGGGCAGCUUGUCUUCUCCAAGUUUGAGACUGGUGGCUUCCCAUAUGAGGAUGACAUCAUGAACGCUGUCCAGGAUGCAUAUGACGGGAAACCGGUACAGAAGAUCACCAAAAGCCGUGCACCAUGUGUCAUCAUGUAAAUCUCCCUCCGUGUGUCUUUGCUCUCGCUUACCAGCAGCAUCAAGACAAGCUAGUGCAGCUGUGUAUACUGCUACUACCACCUGUGGUAUACCCUGACCCUGUUAACAAAGACUGGGAUGAAACCUUAAAUCCAACAGAGGUGCACUGUGACCACAAGCUCCUUUCUCUGAUGCAGAGAGCGACCACCUAACCCUGCUCUGCCGUCUGGCUCCCCUCUCUGUUCUCGCUGUGGAGCUCCAGGCUGUUAAUGAUUACCGUAGCCUAAAAUGUUAAAGCUAUGGUAUGAUGAAUCCAUUCCUGGAAUUUCCUUCUUCUAAGAGCAGAGACAGGGAGAAGAUUUAGCAGAAGGGUUGGAAGGGAGCUCACUUUUCUUUUCCUACAGCCUCAUUGUCUGACAUUCUCUAACUGCCUAACUGUUUUCUUUUGUUUGUUUGUUUUUGUUGUUUAUUCAUCUUACAUGCAAUUAAGAAUUAUCAUUGAAUGCAAGGACAGGACAUCAUGAUUGCACCUCAUUUCUAAGCAUAAAGGGAGAGACUCUGGGUUUCUGCCUCUGUACUAUUCUGUAUCUAAAGCAUUUUUUUCUGAGAUAACAAUGUCAAAUACUCUGACUGUGUGGGUUUUGAAUAGCAAAUCAACAUCAUAAUGUGGUGGGUGGAUGUAAAAGGAGAACUAAAAUAUUUUUCUUUCUUAAUCAAAUUGGAUUAGAUUUAAAUAUUAAAAUGAUUGCUUGUAACACUGCCUUUGUGUGCAGCUGCUUAGCUCUAUAAAUUUUUUGUCCAGUCUGAAUCUGUUUGGUAUUCAUUUUUUGGGUUGUUUUUUUUUUUUUUUUUUUAAUUUUUGUUCCUCUGUAAAUCAAACCGGUCAGGUACUGGAGCGUUCAUCAGUAGUGCUUCUGAAGACCACCACCCACUGGUCUGUCAGCUCACACUAAUUCGAUGUCAGCUCAUUCUCCACAAAUCAUGUAAUUGUUUACUCCGAUGUCAAAAAUGUAGUCUUUGAAUAAAGGUAAAGGUUGUUUAA
Molecule: messenger RNA, 1405 nt
Organism: Thunnus maccoyii (southern bluefin tuna)
Lineage: Eukaryota; Metazoa; Chordata; Actinopteri; Scombriformes; Scombridae
Product: migration and invasion enhancer 1-like
Exons: 4
Biological process (GO): positive regulation of filopodium assembly; negative regulation of apoptotic process
Source: RefSeq, a predicted model, not a curated record